Messenger RNA from Fundulus heteroclitus (mummichog), 2073 nucleotides. RefSeq lists its product as uncharacterized. The transcript has 4 exons. Bases 608 to 1351 code for a protein of 247 amino acids. Gene Ontology annotation, molecular function: signaling receptor activity. The record is from RefSeq and is a predicted model, not a curated record. Lineage: Eukaryota; Metazoa; Chordata; Actinopteri; Cyprinodontiformes; Fundulidae. Gene Ontology annotation, biological process: adaptive immune response. Gene Ontology annotation, cellular component: membrane.
CACUGCUGUGUUUUUUGUGCUGAUAUAUUAGUCCUACACAGGUCAGAUUAUGGCCUUCCAUCUUAUCACUCUCACCUUGUGGUCUUGGGAAGUUGCUGUUUCAAGAACUGCAAAACAUGAUCUUCAGCUGAAGGAUGUUUUUAAGUUGUGUGUUAAGGGAAAUUAUCUCUUCUUCAUCGACGGUUGUUCUCAACACGUUUCCUUUUCCGUCCCCUUGAAGUUUCAAAAUGUUCCAACGAGAUUUCAACUGAAGCUGCGGAGACAAACUCAGCUUCUGAAAGCGGACUCAGCUUUUCUUCAGGAGAUGCGCGUUUAUUAUGCGGUGAGAGUGAACUCAGCUUCCUACUUGAACCCAUGACCAGGUGAUGGAACAUGUCUCCAAGCAAAGAUGUCAAUAACAAAAGCUUCCAGGCCUUUGAUCGACAGCAGCAUAAACACUCCCACACCCUUUAGAGCUCAGCCGGUACGCAGAGUCAGUACAGUUUCCUUUGCUAACCACAGAUGAGGCGUUCUUCACCCUCUUCAGUCUCUGAAGCUUGCAACAGAGACUGAAGGCAUCCGUGUGUGUGUGUGUGUGUGGCAGCUUGCCCGGAGCCUCUGUUUCGGGAUGAAAGCCCAGUGGUGGAGCUGUGUGUUGGGACUACUCUGCAUGCCGGCUGGGGUUAUACUGGAAACCUGGACGGCUUUCCAAACCCCCUCGUCCAUUUCAAACGUGAGGGUCAAUUCGUCGCUUGAGAUCAGAUGCACCACAACCCUGGAGAGGCCUGUCGGCCUCUCUCUAAAAAGGCACUUCCUCAAAGAUGAGCAAAUUCUGUACCUUAGCUUUCGAAAUGGAAAAUAUUUCAAGGACACUAAAGCGGAGAAAUUCAAAAACAGAACUGGUAUAACCGAAGAGCAGCCAAAUCAAGGGGUCAAGUACAGCUUCAAGCUACAGCUGUCCCUGCUAGGGCUGGAAGACACAGACUUGUAUUAUUGCAGGUGGACAUAUCUUGAUGAAGUUACAUACAAACACAUUGACCUGGACAGCAAUGGAACCGUCAUCAUCGUUAGAGAGGAUGGACCCGUGACAGAAUGCAGCAACAGCACUGUGGAUCUCACCUUGAUCUGCCUAAGCAUCGCCGCAUGUACCACCAUUUUGCUCAUCUUCGUCGGAGCAGUGAUGGUGAGGUGCACGAGGUUUAAAAAGCGCUUCACACCAGGCAGGCCUUACGCUCCUCCCUUACCUCCAAGACCUUCACGACCUCCCAGACCCAGCCAGCCUCAGCACCCUUACCUGCAGCAGCAGAACGUCCACCACUGCCCCUACAUGAUGACGUCCACCAACAACUACGGCAGCUGGGGCAAUCUGUGAUGCCCCGAGCAAAUGCAAACUGAUGAUAAAAUCUAAGGGUUGCAAGCAAAGGCCGCGAAAACUACUCCGCCUGAAAAUAGUGGAGGGAAUUGGUUAUGUUUUCAGUCAGCUUGUAGCAACACCGUUGACUUCCUUUUAGACACAAAUAACUGUUUUUAUCUGCAGAAAUGUGUCUCGGCUACCACAUCCUGAAUGAAGCGAGGCUGUGUGUGUGUGUGUGUGUGUGUGUGUGUGUGUGUGUGUGUGUGUGUGUGUGUGUGAGAGAGAGAGAGAGAGAGAGAGAGAGCUCUAUUUGUGACUUAAAACUGCAAAGCCAGCUUUUUUUUCUCCUUUCAAUAUUUUGCUCGUAUUGUAGGUUUGCUUGACCCAUUAAGUUUUGAAUGUACAUCAGUCUGAAAGUCUGAAAUGAAUAUGACCUAUUUACCUUUUGCCUAUUUCAAGAUGUGCAAUAGAUUAAAAGUGUUUCCUUGAAGUUGCCUCGAAGAGUCUUUAAGAACUUCCCGAAGCAUUUUAAGCGUUACUGCACAGCUGGGUUCUGUUCAGAUGAAUAUCCAUCUACGAUUUAACAAUCAGGUUGGGGAGAAAAUGUUACAAAUACUGAAACUAAUUUAGAGAGUGAAACAGGCACCAUUGCACUUUUUGUGCAGCAUUACUUAGAAUUAGACAGACUUUAUUCAACUGCACAUUCAUGAUGUGCAUUUGAGCGAAAUGUCACUGCAAAA